This is a messenger RNA of Branchiostoma belcheri (Belcher's lancelet), 1059 nucleotides long. Its product is annotated as anaphase-promoting complex subunit 11-like. The transcript has 3 exons. Gene Ontology annotation, molecular function: ubiquitin protein ligase activity; zinc ion binding; cullin family protein binding. Lineage: Eukaryota; Metazoa; Chordata; Leptocardii; Amphioxiformes; Branchiostomatidae. The coding region runs from base 88 to 333 and encodes 81 amino acids. Gene Ontology annotation, cellular component: anaphase-promoting complex; nucleus. Gene Ontology annotation, biological process: anaphase-promoting complex-dependent catabolic process; positive regulation of mitotic metaphase/anaphase transition; protein ubiquitination. The record is from RefSeq and is a predicted model, not a curated record.
UCUAAAAAGCAGAGGCUCAUGGGAAUGUCGUGGGCCUAAAACUGGGGUGAACACAUUGGCGGACAUUUUGAAAGCGGAAAGCUGACGAUGAAAGUUACAGUGAAAAGCUGGACAGCUGUGGCCUCCUGGAGAUGGAUGGCUAAUGAUGACAACUGUGGCAUCUGCCGCAUGCCUUUUGACGCCACCUGUUCAGAAUGCAAACUCCCUGGUGAUGACUGCCCUCUCGUGUUCUCACUGUUUCCACAUGCACUGCAUCCUGAAGUGGCUGAACUCCCAGCAGGUGAACCAGCAGUGCCCCAUGUGCAGGCAGGAGUGGAAGUUCAAGGACCAUGAAACAAGACAUUAACAACAACUUAACCUGACUGUAUCAAUAUGAGAGUCUGCUGACUUCCCAAAGUAGGACCCCCAACUUCCUGUAAGUGUAAGGGCUGAAAGUCUGCAAGAGGAUGGGCAGAACAAGCGACGUCUGUGGAGCUGUGUCAUUUUGUUUGCUCUGGCAAGGCUAUUGGCAGAGCCAUUAGCCAACCAGACUCUGACAUAGCCAAUAAAAUAAGCAGGGCAACUGACCUCUACUUUAGCUAUUGGCAGUGCCAUUAGUCAGCCAGAUCUAGUAAAUACUAGUAAGCAGGGCAAUUAACCCCUAGACUAGAAGAAGAGGCAGCCAAGUUACGAUGGAACAUUGUUGUGUCUUCUUGGGCUAGAGGUUGCUCCCAAAGUUCCCAGGACUACAACUGACAUUAAAGGUGUGAUAACUGAUGAGACAUUUGCAACCCUACCUGAUGUAGAAUAAAGGUUUACAUGUAAAUGCCAUGAUUCCCCAGGGGCUGGUACUGCCAAGUCCCUUUUUGUUACAUCACCUGCAAGGAUACUAGUAAUUUGUAGGCCAUGUCUCACAGUGUGUUAGAAUACCGUUUUGACAGAACACACACUUCAGCACAACACCAAACUCUAGACUACAUGUCUUUCUUUGAACAUAAGUCUGUCUAAAAUCUUUGUUGUACAGUAUUCUUGUGACCUUUUGGUCUUCGUUGUGUAAUAAAAUAUUGAUGUAUUUGGUCU